UGAAGUCUCAAAAGCUCCCCAAGUGGACUGAAUUCAAGGCUAAAUCUGAAGCUCAUCGCUUGAGCUUUUUAAGUUAACUAAUCACAAGAAAAAAAUUCAACAAUAGUUUUCUUAUUGUUUGUAUUUGCAAUCAUUGAGCGAGGCAAUCGUACAGCGACGUUUAUUCAACAACCAGGCUCCCGGAGGGAAUUUUGUACAGUUUCCUACAUACCUCGUGGCACUUCACAAACAAAGGCCCGCUGAUUCAGGGUGUUUAAUUCCUCACCUCAUCAGCAAAGUAUUCAAAUUAGGCCCUGGCAACCGCAUUCCCAAAACAAACACUUCAAAACCACUACCCAUUGAAGUUAAAGGAACCGGAGUCGGGCUAGUACACGGUAUCGUGCACAGCUGAGCGGGUUUGAGAGGCCUCGGCAGCGGGUUGGGUUACUGGCAUUCGUCUGUUGUCCAGCACCGGAGACGCUCUUGAGACAAAUCUCAUUGCACCAAAUCGUGCCAUAUAAAAUUUCUACCAAUGCUUAGAAGGAAUCGACAGAAGCAGUACAGACGCCUAUAAUGCACGUAACAAUGAAAACAGCACCACCAUGCCUUUCUUAAUAUACUAACAGUAACAGUGAACACUAAUCCUUUUGCCAUUCCUUCUCACCAGAAGAGCUCAUCUAUAAUUCUUAUAGUUUGUCCUUGAAUUUGAUUUGGCGUGAGAUUAGAAUACUUUGUUGAUUUCAACUGCAAUGCUACCCUCACUGACGCUCAAAACGCUUGGAAUCGGACCUGUAAACUUGAUCCGUGGAAUGUAAACUACCCUCCUGUGCUGUCGCUGUGUCUGUUCUGCUAUCACGCGCACAGACUUAACAGAUUAUGCCGGCUUACAGCUCGCCUACACCCUCGCUAGCCUGGUGUGUUUAGCUUUCUCCGAGGUUCAGCCGAAAUCACACGUUAAUCUAGAUGCCAUCACUUUGAAGCGGUUUCUGUGUGCUGUAUGUUGCGUGACUGUUCGUUUUCUUCAGGCUUUUUCGAAAUCAAACAGACAUGGCGUCCAGCAAACCUGCCAAGGUCAUUGCCACAAGACCCAGGGAGCAAAAAAGUCCAACUCGCAAGACACCGACCGAAAUGGCGCGAAAACCGUCCAGCUCCAUCUUGAAGAACUCCCAGUCGGAGAGGAAGGUGUCCGUGGCAGCCUCGGCCAGGAAGGUGUCGGUGGCGUCGAGCAGUUCCAGCGGCAGAAAAGUGUCAGUGACCACCAAGGCUCGGAACUUGCCCGGGACACUCACCCGCAAGACGUCCAAUUGCUCGGAUCGUUUCAUCGGCGGCCAUUCCGGCCCGGCACCCAGCUUACUGCAAAGACCCCCAGCGGCAUCCUCCUCGGUGGUGGGCUUCAGGCAGCUGCUGGUCACUAAGCGCCUAGCCCGCAACCUGAAGCUGCGGACCGCCCAGCGUAUGGCCGAGCGACGCGGUCGCAGCUUCAUCACCUACAGCGACCGGCCCGGGCGCCGGCGUCCGUCCCCCGGCCAAGACGUCCUUGUCGAGCCGUCAUACCAGGUGCGCCCCCCUCAGAAGUUCGGCGAGUUCCAGGGUGCGAUCAGCGACAUCCUCGAAGAGCUCAUCCCCGAGACCUUGUCUAGGAUGCCCUACGAUGCCUUGGUGUGCAGCAGGCAGGCCAAAUCACUGGCUGGUGAUAUCCAGGAGAGAGUGAAAGACUUGCGCAUCGCGCGCUACAAACUCAUCACCGUGGUGCACAUCGGUGAGAUUCAGCAGCAGGCAAUUCGAGUUUGUAGCCGUGGCAUUUGGGAUGUGGAAGUAGACUCCUUCGUAACAUACCAAUAUCAAAAUGCCUCACUGUACUGCGUAGCAACAGUGUUUGGCAUUUAUCACGAAUAAUAAACCGACACUGUAACAUUGCUCAUUUUGUUACCGGUCCGUUCUACUGAAUUGCAUGGGAAAUGUGUCAAAACGGGACAUUUUGCGUCCCUUCAGAUGAACAAAGGGUCCGUUCAUUUGGUUUUGUAUAUCGUCAGGAUUUCAUCUUAACCAACAAAAUAUGUAGGCACUUCAGUUUUUUCGACAGAAUUUGAGCAUCGUUCAAGGCCAGUGUCGGUUUAUUUCUUAAAGCCCUAUGAGAGAAUGGCAUUAUGGCUUCACUAAAAUUACACAGAAAGUUUGGAAAUCUAUAAGUAGUUUGACGUAACAGAUUAUCUGCUGUAAUUAUUAACGAUAUUCUUGUUUAGUUUCUAUAUUACAUGAUAUCCACACUGCAUUUCAAUUUGCAGAGACUGCAGAAAUUUAACACCUUCGCUACUAAAUGUAUACAUGGGCGUAAAUUCCCGGAGGGUUAUAUACCCCCCCCACUUUUGAGGUGCAUGGGGGACGGGCUAUUGAAUCGUCUCCCUCACUUUUUUGUGAUGAGCAAACAUAUUUAAGCGGAUUGUGAAGAAUUUUCAGGAUUUCCCAACGACUAAAA
This is a messenger RNA of Acanthaster planci (crown-of-thorns starfish), 2455 nucleotides long. RefSeq lists its product as uncharacterized. Gene Ontology annotation, molecular function: dynein intermediate chain binding. The record is from RefSeq and is a predicted model, not a curated record. NCBI's taxonomy places the organism in Eukaryota, Metazoa, Echinodermata, Asteroidea, Valvatida, Acanthasteridae. Gene Ontology annotation, cellular component: cytoplasmic dynein complex; cytoplasm. Gene Ontology annotation, biological process: microtubule-based movement.